This is a messenger RNA of Rotaria sordida, 819 nucleotides long. Lineage: Eukaryota; Metazoa; Rotifera; Eurotatoria; Philodinida; Philodinidae. The record is from the annotation of a GenBank genome assembly.
AUGAAUCAACAACUCAGAUCGGCAGAAUUAUAUUGGAAUCAAUUAUUGAAAACACGUAAUUAUAGCCACAGUCCAACGUCAGAUAUUUGUACGGUAUUAAUCAGUUCACCACGUGGCACACAUCCAUUAUUACAUUAUACUCUCUCGUCACUUGUUACAGCAAUGACACCUGCAGACAAAUCGACUAUGGAAAUUCUAGUUUAUAAUACCGCUCAUUUUUGGGAUGGAUGGGAAAAAAAAGAUAUACCACUUCUACUUCUCUUAUCUGCCUGCAUUUCAGCAUUUGUUAUAUUGACUUGGUUCGCUAUUGACAACCGAAAACGUUAUAGAUCAAGGCAGUGCAUCAUAGAAACAUAUGAAAGAUUUGGGAAUAUUUCACUAUAUUCAAUAAUUAUUUUACUAACAUUUUGGCUAAUUUGGUUUGGAUUCGUUCUUCUAAUCUUGAUAUCAACUAAUCGUCAAAAUUUUCAAUUUCUUGUUGGUCUAAGAGCUGGCGUUCAUCCGAUAGAAUCGUCUGUUCCCGGUACUCUUGCGCAAUUAUAUCCUCGGUGGAUAAUACCAAUACUUGAACAGUUCCUUCGUAAACGAUUACAACAAGGUUUACUUUUGAAUAUGCCAAUACCUAUUGAUUUGUUAUUAAUUGAAUUUUUGGAACAAAAAUAUACAAAUUUUCAACAGUGUCAUCUUGUGCCGGAUUUAGUGGAUCAUAUUGGAGUUUAUUCAUCAUCUAUUAACAAAAAUCAAGGAAGUUUUCUAUCUAUGAAACAAAGUGGAACAUUUCGAUGGAACGAAGCAGCAAUCGAUUUCAAUUUGAUUUAA